Molecule: messenger RNA, 2567 nt
Organism: Frankliniella occidentalis (western flower thrips)
Lineage: Eukaryota; Metazoa; Arthropoda; Insecta; Thysanoptera; Thripidae
Exons: 10
Coding region: 442-1767 (441 amino acids)
Source: RefSeq, a predicted model, not a curated record
CAGCCAGGCCCACUACUUCCGGCUCUUCCGAGCAGCUGAUUGCAAGGCGAGAGUAGUUCUUACCCAUUUUUGAUAACUUUCUUCGUCAGAUAUUGCUAUUUUCGCACUAUAAAUUACACCCACCGCAAAUUUUCGACGUUUUGCAAUGAUCCUCAACAUUUUCACGGUCGAACAGCACCCUACGGAAAAAGAAUCUAACUAAGUCAGGUUAGGUGGCUCGCUUUCCGACUCGACGGUGCUGCCCAAGGUGGGUAGGUGGGAGAAAAAGUUAUGUCGACGGGGGAAGUCGAGGUUUAUUACCAUUUACAAAACAGUCGUUCUAGUCAACUCGGAAGUGUGUGCCAACCCAAUUCCCGUUUCUAUUUGCCUACGAUUUCUGGCUGAUCAGUUUUACGAGCGGGAUUAGUCUCCUCGUACCUCCUGAUAUUGAAUGUUGACAGAAUGGUUAUUUAUCUACCUUUAUUAUUUGCGGAUGGUAAUCCAACAAGUUUGGAGAGAGCUACUGCUAGUCAGCUGGAAAAAUUUAUUCCAUUUAUGCUCGAUUGCUGCCCAGAGAGAGCCCUUGUGAACACCUCUGAUAGACCACCAUCUUGGUGGCCAUUUUCUACUCCCUACCAGAUCCCUCUGAGCCCUAAUUGCAGUCCAAAGAAAUGGCUCAACAAUCUCAAGGAAGUAAUAUGCAGAUGUUACGAGUACCAUGGAUGCGAGCAUGUACUCCGUUUUUGCUCUCGCCUGGCUGAACUUCCCCCUGGAUUUCUCAGAUAUAAAGAGAACUCUCAAGGCUUUAUAAGUAUUUAUAACAGAGCAAGCAAUAAACUAAUAGUAACUUUUAAAAAGAAAAAUCAGAUAUAUGACCGUCCAGUAGGCAGUCCAGCGAAACCUAGCCUCCUACCUCGAAAGCCUAAAGGUCCACCAAGUGACCAACAUAUUGAAGACAUAUACCUUUGUAACUACUGUGAUGAAGAAUUCACCAGCGCCAAAAAUGCUAUUCACCAUGAGGGGGUCUGUAAAGGAAAAAUUGAUCAGGAGGACCAAAAUCAUGAAGUGGACCAGGUAUCAGCAAUGCGAUACUUCGGGCUUGGUCCAACAGAAUCUAAUAAAAAAGAGGGAAUACGGAAUACAUCUCUUCGUCUUACUGCCAGAAGCUAUAUGUCUAUUCCAGUUUCAUCUCCCUUAGGUCGAAAAAUGAGCUCAAAUGUAGCACCCUUGAAAGAAGUUGACAAAAUGGAGUACAUUCAAAAGUUAGAAGGUUGUUGUGGCUCACGCAAGUUUUUGGAUGAGCCGAAAAGAACACGAAAGUUUGGGGUUGUUCACCACAGAGCCCUACGUAAGAAAUUUCAACAUAGAUGGACACAUACAUAUUGUUUUAAUAGAGCCCAACGCGAGGAAAGAAAAAUCAACUUAGAGACAGGUCUAAAUAAACAAGCUCGACUUCUUCUGAAAAAGUGCAAGAGAGCUGUUGUUCUUCUUGAGCGACUUCCCCUACUAGAUCCAUUAGCUUUGCAUGCAGCUGCUGUUCUUGAUUAUCAAAACCGUUUAAAUAGCCCUAUAUGUGAAGAACCAGUACAUAAUUUUAUUGACUUAACAAGUGAUGAUGAUUGUUGUGAUAAUGUAAUCCGUAGAGAAAAUUUUAGUUGUGAAGAAAGAUCUUCUGAUAGUUUUUUUAAUAGCAGCUCUGACCACAAAAGACCUUCUAUAAAGGAAUGGAGUCCUGUUUUUCAUAGAUCACUGCCUCCUCCAUCACUGCUCCCUAUAGCCCCUGUAUAGUGGAUAAAUGUAUCCUUACUUCCAGUAUUAUUUGUUAUCUAAUUAUCUAAUUUUAUAUAUUAUGGAAUAUUGACUGAUGGCAUGAAUUUUAUUGUAUACUCAAACUUCAAUGGGGACCACAAUAUCCCCCCCCCCUUUUCCCCUUUUUUUCUCUUGUGGUGGCUUGGAUGCAGCUCAUAACAUAGUUCAAUCUGUACAGUAUAGUUAGGUUUACAGCCACUUAAGGUGAAGAAAUUUCAAAACCAUCUUUUAAUGAUUAUUUUUCAAAAUUUACCUGAUAUUAUCUUAUUGCUUAUUUUAUUGAUAUGCAUUAUUGGAGAUGCUUGCAAUGCUCUGAUUUGCUGAGGACACUGUUUUGUUAUUAACUGGUUCAUCCCAUUUCAUUUUCUUUAUGCCGCUAAUAAAUUUUGGCAGUGUAUUAUAGACUGUGUUUUUGUUGCUAUUCUAUUUUUAUGUUUUUGCUUGUACAACUAAAUAUCCAGAUCACUUAAGUGAAACUGUUAUAGAUUAUUCUUAUGUCAAAUGAUUUUACGUUCUGUUUAUUGCUAGAUGUACAUUGUUAACUUAGCAAAGUCCUUCCUCAGCGCCGAUAUGGUAUUGCGUAUUUGAAAUGCAUGUAAAAGGUUACAGAUUUUUGACGCAUUUAAUGCGCGUAAAGCACAUUAUUAAGUGUGCGCGAAAUGUGUUACCUUUCACUCUAAUUUUCACGCGCAUUGCCGCAUUGGCGCCGCUGCUGGGACUUCUAAAAGACAUUUAAAGAAAGUGAAGCACUGUGAAAUAAAAAGAUGCCUUCUAAGUAA